GACCACAAAGAUAAUGAUGAAAUGUUCUAUUUUUAACCCUUUAGCUUCAAAGCCUGAUAGAAUAAUAAUGCUCUUAGCAAUAAUUUUCUUCUCUAUUUUAUGUGUCGUAAUCUCAUGUUAUUUUUUUAUCACUAGCAACAAGAAUGGCCUUUCAUUUAAAAGUGGUGAGAACACACUUCUAGUCAUUGCCCAUCCGGAUGAUGAGUCCAUGUUUUUUGCCCCCACCAUCCUUCACUGUACAUCUAUAAAAGGUCACAGAUUAGCCCUACUAUGUCUCUCUAUAGGUGAUUAUUACGGUAAAGGGGAAGAAAGGAAGGAAGAGCUACUCACUGCUUGUAAUGUACUUGGAAUCAGUUCAGAGUCCGUCGUACUAAUUAAUGACAAGGAUCUACCCGAUAAUCCCAAUGGGGUGUGGUCAAGUAAAAUCAUUGGAAGACACAUUGUUAGAGCACUGAGUCAAUACGAUAUUCAUAGGUUGAUUACUUUUGAUGAGAGAGGUGUAUCGGGGCAUAGUAAUCACAUUGAUAUUCACAAAGCAGUGAAGGCACUUGUUGCCAAUGGUGCUUUGUCUGGCAAAGAAGUCUUAUAUCUUCAAACGGUCAAUGUAGUUAUGAAAUACCUCUCAUUCCUAUCGGCCGUUUUAAUGUCCAACCAAAGAUGUGCUUGCAUUUCCUCAGUAAACAGAUGGUGCUUAGCAAUGACUGCAUUGGGUAAACACUCAAGCCAAAUGAACUGGUAUAGAGAGCUCUAUAAGGUGUUUUCUACUUAUUUAAUAAUUAAUAUAUUUUCUUUAAAAAGACACUGAACUCAACAAUGUAAUAAUAAUCAUAAUAAUAAUGAUAAUAAUAAUCAAUGAAAAUAAUAAUAAUAAUAAUAAUACACGUAUCAUUCUAACUUAAACACAUCAAAAA
This is a messenger RNA of Amphimedon queenslandica, 911 nucleotides long. RefSeq names its product N-acetylglucosaminyl-phosphatidylinositol de-N-acetylase-like. Gene Ontology annotation, molecular function: N-acetylglucosaminylphosphatidylinositol deacetylase activity. Bases 14 to 805 code for a protein of 263 amino acids. The transcript has 8 exons. The record is from RefSeq and is a predicted model, not a curated record. Gene Ontology annotation, cellular component: endoplasmic reticulum. Lineage: Eukaryota; Metazoa; Porifera; Demospongiae; Haplosclerida; Niphatidae.